Macadamia integrifolia is the source of this 1411-nucleotide messenger RNA. RefSeq names its product GDSL esterase/lipase At5g45670-like. Lineage: Eukaryota; Viridiplantae; Streptophyta; Magnoliopsida; Proteales; Proteaceae. The transcript is spliced from 5 exons. The coding region runs from base 155 to 1267 and encodes 370 amino acids. Gene Ontology annotation, molecular function: hydrolase activity, acting on ester bonds. The record is from RefSeq and is a predicted model, not a curated record.
AAAGCUUAACAUUUCAACAGACAUCACACCCUUUUGCUGAUCACUUAUUCUUUUUCUUCUUUAUUUACUUCAACACACAUAUAUCACACCCUUUUGCUGAUUACUUAUUCUCCAGCUUAGCUAUCUUCUUUUGGCAUUUAGAUUUUAUACUUUCAUGGCUCCUGUGAUGAGUAAAGCAUGUCUUCUGUACUGUGUGUUGUUGCUAUGGGUAUCGAGUUCUGCAACUAUAAGGGUUGUCCAAGCAGAUCCACAAGUUCCUUGUUACUUCAUCUUUGGGGAUUCUCUAGUCGACAAUGGUAACAACAAUGCCAUGGCUUCUCUUGCUAGAGCCAAUUACCUACCCUAUGGAAUUGACUUCCCUGAUGGACCAACCGGAAGGUUCUGUAAUGGAGAAACCACCACAGACAUCAUUGCUAAACUCUUGGGUUUCGAGGAUUAUAGUCCACCACCCUACGCAAAUGCAAAAGAUGAAGAUCUACUGAGAGGAGUGAAUUUUGCUUCUGCAGCUGCUGGAAUAAGAGAUGAAACUGGGCAACAAUUGGGUGGUCGAAUCACUAUGAAUGGGCAAGUAAAUAAUUACCAAGCUGCAGUAAAUAGAGUUAUAAACUUACUUGGGGAUGAGAAUACAGCAGCAGACCACCUAAGUAGAUGCAUCUUCUCAGUUGGUAUGGGUAGCAAUGACUACCUUAACAACUACUUCAUGCCAUUGUUUUACUCUUCAAGCCUUCAAUACACACCAGAACAAUAUGCUGAUGUUCUUAGCCAACAAUACUUUCAACAAUUAAAGACUUUGUACAAUUAUGGGGCAAGGAAGGUAGCUGUGAUAGGAAUAGGUGAAAUAGGAUGUAGCCCAAGUGAACUUGCACAAAAUAGUCCCGAUGGCCAUACUUGUGUGGAGAGGAUUGAUAGUGCAAAUCGAAUGUUCAAUGACAGGCUUAUUUCUCUUGUUGAUAACUUCAACAACAAUUUCGAAGGCGCAAAAUUUAUCUACGUAAAUGUUUACGGAAUUUUCGAUGAUAUUUUGAAGAACCCUUCCUCUUAUGGAUUUACUGUUACAAACGAAGGAUGCUGUGGGACAGGGCGAAACAAUGGUCAAAUUACAUGUCUUCCUCUUCAAACUCCAUGCCCAAACAGGAAUCAGUAUAUGUUUUGGGAUGCAUUUCAUCCAACUGCAGCUGCAAAUGUGAUAAUUGGAAAGAGAUCAUACAGUGCUGCGUCUCCUUCUGAUGCUUAUCCAAUGGAUAUCAGCAGAUUAGCUCAGCUCUAGAGAUGGAGAUGAUAUAUGGCUAUAGAAAUUGUACUCUUUAAUGAGAGUUUAAAAUUGUUGAUCUUCCAUACCAUUAUUUCCAUAAGUAUUAUUGUCUGUUUGCAUUGGAGAGUUUAAUUUAAAAAGAAAUGUUAUUUUUCUCAA